Messenger RNA from Apiotrichum porosum, 594 nucleotides. RefSeq lists its product as uncharacterized. The transcript is spliced from 6 exons. Bases 1 to 594 code for a protein of 197 amino acids. The record is from RefSeq and is a predicted model, not a curated record. Gene Ontology annotation, cellular component: nucleus. NCBI's taxonomy places the organism in Eukaryota, Fungi, Basidiomycota, Tremellomycetes, Trichosporonales, Trichosporonaceae. Gene Ontology annotation, biological process: regulation of transcription by RNA polymerase II.
AUGAGCGACUCGGACAGCGACGACUACCUACCGUCUGACACCAGCUCCCACAACUCCGCCGACAACUACGAGUCUGACGUGUCCAUGGAGGAUGCGGUCUCGUCUGCGGCUGAAGAUGGCCAGUCUGAGCAAACUAGCGACGAGGAACAGCAGUCCGCCUCGGUUUCCGACGAGUCGGAGGAGGACGCGGGCGGCGAUGGUUCUGGUGACGGUAGCUCUGGGCUCUUCGUUUACCCUGAACCUGGCUGCGGCAAGAGCUACACAAAGAUCAAGUCGUGGCGCUCGCACAAGGAUGCCCACGCGAGAGAGUACUACUGCCAAAUCUGCCCGUAUCGCGGUGGUGAUUUCGACAUGUUGACAAGACAUGUGAGGACCCACACCAACGAGCGACCGUACCACUGCGAGUACCCCGGCUGCUCGAAAACGUACAAAGAAAGUGGCCACCUGCGUAGACACCAGAAAACCGCUCUCGUUCAUUUGCGUGCCCAAAUCCAAACUGUUCCUGGAGCUUUUAUGAGCGUCAGGACCUCACAAGUCACAUGGAAAUCUGUACUGCGUAAGGGAGCGGCUGUGGUCGGUAUGGUCGAGGCGUGA